This is a messenger RNA of Musca domestica (house fly), 942 nucleotides long. It is a transcript of the gene mRpL46, whose product is annotated as large ribosomal subunit protein mL46. Gene Ontology annotation, molecular function: structural constituent of ribosome. Gene Ontology annotation, cellular component: mitochondrial large ribosomal subunit. Bases 93 to 899 code for a protein of 268 amino acids. NCBI's taxonomy places the organism in Eukaryota, Metazoa, Arthropoda, Insecta, Diptera, Muscidae. The record is from RefSeq and is a predicted model, not a curated record. The transcript has a single exon.
AGGUUAUGUUCAGCUGUUCUGAUUAAUUUCCCCACCACUGUUGUUUAUUGUUAUUUAAUAUUAAGAAAUUUAUAUAAAAUAAUUUAAUCACAAUGUUGCGGAAGGCGAGUUUUAUUCUUGGUAAUCAAGUUCGUUUGAAUGCUGUUUCAUUGUGUCGUCCAUUUGCCUCGGCUCCUGGUGCUGCAGGGAAACAGGAAAAAUGGGAUUUGUAUGCCGGUGUGUUGGUUGAACGACUGCCUAUUGUAUCCAAGGAACUGAACGCCUUAGAAAAAGACUUCCAAGAAUAUUUGUGGCGUGUGGAAUUCGAGAAGUCGCUUAAAUCCGACAGCGAAAUCCAACACGAACGAGAUUUAAAACAGGCUGAACUACUUAAGAAAGGCCAAAUAGAUCUCGAUGAAGCUGCCUCCAAACAAACUGCACAGGAUCUAAAAGAUGCUUACACCGAAGAAUUGAAUAAAUUCGAAAAGGCUCCACGUACAACGGCUGAUGACAAAACUAACAAUGUUUUGUCUACAAAUCGUUGUUUGGACGACAAAUUAUAUCUUUUGGUGGAGCAAGCUGUUGGUUCCAAAAAGCAUUUCCUCUUGCCCCAAGGACCCCGUCUGGAGGGUGAAACAAUGCGCCAAGCGGCCGAACGCAUUGUACGCGAAAAGUGUGGCGAACAAUUGGAUUUGUUGUUUUACGGCAAUGCCCCUUGUGGUUUUUAUAAAUAUAAGUAUCCCGCAGCAGUGAGAGAUCAGUCGGUUGGUGCUAAAGUAUUCUUUUUCAGAGCUUCACUUAAAAAUGGCAAUGUCGACAAAAAUAUUAGCAAGAAUUUUGCCUGGAUGCAAAAGGAUGCUUUGGGUAGUAAACUAAGUAACGAGCGAUACGUUGAAAGUGUUCAAAAAUUUUUAGUUUAGUUAAUGUUUGUUGUGGAGAAAUAAAGUUAAACUAAUCAUUAUA